UUAGUUACUUACUAGUUUAUUUUUAUAGUUAGUUAGUUGAUCUGCUGGCAAGUCAAAAGUGUCAAACCUGAAACGUUGUUGUCUUUCUUUCAUCUUCUGUCACAGUCACAGUAUUGAUAAAGGGUUAUUGUUGCUAUAGUUAUAGUUGUUGUCAACGAAAGUGCCCAGUGGUUUACUAACUAUUUACACGCUUAUUUCUUGUCGUACUACUUGUUGCAUAUUUUAACUUUUUGCUACCUUGCUACUAUGUUUCUAUCUUGUUAACCCCAUUGAGAUUGAAUGAGUAGGCCUAACAUCUCUUACUUAAUUAAUUCGACUAUUAGACAUUCUCAUCAGAACUUUUACAAUGGCAGAGCUUCCUCCGAGGAAAAAUCCAACUCCUACAAGGAUGUCCAAACAACACUUAACUCCUUUACAGACGCUCCUUCAAAUGGGCUUUCCAAAGCAUAGAGCUGAAAAAGCGUUGGCGGCUACAGGCCACCGGGGAGUUCAGCUUGCUUCAGACUGGUUGCUAGCACACGUCAAUGACCCCACAUUGGAUGAAAUUUGUCCAAGAGAGUACAUCCUGUAUGCCUGUCCCACUGGACCCCUCUUCGAGCGGCUUCAGAUUUUUUGGGAAAAAUCUAGAACUUCUUGCGGGUGGAAUGGCGCUCAUAACUUUAUACCUCAUAUCACAUUGGUUUCUUUAUUUAAAGCUCCGGAUGAAUGUUCCCAGUAUGUUGCCAGAACGAUGUUGCAGAUUGUAGAGUCACAACAGGCCAACCUUCCAGACAGCUUAAAGUUGGAACUCUACAUGUCAGAAAAUUUUAUGGGGUUCUUUGUUGACAAUAAUCAAGCAGAUAUUUUGAAAAACAUUGCCAAACAAUUUGUCAAAGAAGUCUCUAGUGCAACUGGCAGUACUACACUAGAGGCUCAUGUCAAGUCCCUGCAUCUCACCUUAGCCUACCAGUUCCCAACUUCUCAAUUUGCUCAACUUAAAGCUCUUGUUGAAAAUCAUCUCAGUCCAGAUACCCCAAGUCGUUGGGAAUUACGGCUCUAUUCUCGUGACAUCAGGAUCACCAACAAGCAGGUUCAUAAGGUUUUGUAUUCUCAUGUUCCUAGAGAGCCUGAUGAACUCGAGCUAAUGAUAGGAGAUUUUAUUUAUCUAAACAAAGAAGAUAUUGACAAAUCUCCAGAUGGCUGGGUCCAGGGCGUGUCUUGGUUGACUGGAUGUACUGGAUACUUACCAAUCAACUACACAGAACAUACUGCAGAGUCGGAUGCAUGGACAUUACACAAGACAUGUGGUCUAUGGAAGGAUGGUUGGGUGGAAGCCAGUGAUGAGGAGGAGAAUCAGGUUAACCUAUCCCGUCAACUGGCUGCCAUGUCUAGAUAUUAUAGGUUUAUGUUGCAGGACAUGUGGUCUAUGGAAGGAUGGACAUGUGGUCUAUGGAAGGAUGGUUGGGUGGAAGCCAGUGAUGAGGAGGAGAAUCAGGUUAACCUAUCCCGUCAACUGGCUGCCAUGUCUAGAUAUUAUAGGUUUAUGUUGCAGGACAUGUGGUCUAUGGAAGGAUGGACAUGUGGUCUAUGGAAGGAUGGUUGGGUGGAAGCCAGUGAUGAGGAGGAGAAUCAGGUUAACCUAUCCCGUCAACUGGCUGCCAUGUCUAGAUAUUAUAGGUUUAUGUUGCAGGACAUGUGGUCUAUGGAAGGAUGGACAUGUGGUCUAUGGAAGGAUGGUUGGGUGGAAGCCAGUGAUGAGGAAGAGAAUCAGGUUAACCUAUCCCGUCAACUGGCUGCCAUGUCUAGAUAUUAUAGGUUUAUGUUGCAGGACAUGUGGUCUAUGGAAGGAUGGACAUGUGGUCUAUGGAAGGAUGGUUGGGUGGAAGCCAGUGAUGAGGAAGAGAAUCAGGUUAACCUAUCCCGUCAACUGGCUGCCAUGUCUAGAUAUUAUAGGUUUAUGUUGCAGGACAUGUGGUCUAUGGAAGGAUGGACAUGUGGUCUAUGGAAGGAUGGUUGGGUGGAAGCCAGUGAUGAGGAGGAGAAUCAGGUUAACCUAUCCCGUCAACUGGCUGCCAUGUCUCUCUCUUACGGCAGCACUGAGAGCAGCUUCUCACAGAUACUAAAGGAUGACUUACCAGCUUCAAUACCAGAUGGACCUCGGCAAUUAUACAUAAUGAGGCAUGGAGAACGGGUGGAUUUUGCUUUUGGAAAAUGGAUCCCAUAUUGUUUUACUGAAGAAGGAGAGUAUGUACAGAAGGAUCUGAAUAUGCCUGUCAAGGUGCCACAGAGAGAAGGUGGUCCUGACAGCUUCACAGCUGACUGUCCACUCACCUGUGUGGGAGAGUUGCAGGCCAGACUCACUGGUGAGGGCAUGCGUCUCUCUGGUGUCACCAUCAACCAUGUGUUUGUGUCACCAUCUCUUCGCUGCAUACAGACCUGUCACAACGUGCUCAUAGGAAUGGGACUGGUGAAGAAGUUACAGAUGUGUGUGGAACCAGGACUGUUUGAGUGGUUGAUCUGGCACAAGAACCGGUUCCCAAAGUGGCUGUCAGCAGAGGAACUGGUUGCUGAGGGGUACAACAUCAACCGCAGCUACCAGCCCAUCAUCCCUGCGGACAGACUCACCGACUGUUCAGAGACAAUAGAGCAGUUCUAUGAGCGCAGCGCACUGCUUACACAGACAGUGCUGAACAACACAUUAGCUGCUGGUGGUGGCAACAUAUUGCUGGUGGGACAUGCUGCUACACUGGACGUGUGUUCACGUAAGCUGGUAGGCGCCCGGCCGCGGGACUACAAGGACAUGAACAACCUCCUGCGCAAGAUCCCGUACUGCAGCCUGACUGUGGCACAACAGCUGUCCAAUGACCCUGACAGUGACUGGCAGCUAGUGGAAGCUGCCUUACCUCCCCUCACCCACUCCAACAACCCCCGUUUUGACUUCAGAGUUCUUCUGACAUAGCUACACUAACAGUGAUUGGCAGCUAUUGGAGGCUGCCUUCCCUCCCCUCACCCACUCCAACAACCCCCACUUAGACUUCAGAGUCCUCUUGUGUUGUUAUAACUGUUAAUCAUUAUACAGGGUAUUUUAAACAAAUUAAAAUAUUUAUUUUAUUUUUUUAGUUUCUAGUAUUUGUAAGUAACGAGAUGUGUGAUUAAGACUUUUGACUCUCGAUAGAACUAGACAUUAUAUUCCCGUGUUAAAGUUGUCGUCAGUAUUAGAAUCAAAAUAGACAUUGUUGAUUUGAGCCACCUACAGAUGUGCUGACGUUUCUUAUUCUGCAGAAUUACUGUUUUCUGUCGAAUUUACCAACUUUUCAAUCAAGUCAAUCUGAUAUAACAUGUUAUUGUAAACUCUAGCAUCUUAUAUGUCAGAUUAUUUCAGUUACAUAAACUACUGGAGAAAAUAUUUUUUAGUCUGUUGCGCAUUCUGUGAGGGGCUUAUAAAACUUAUGUUCUGUUUUGAUUUAAAAGUAGGAUCAUAGAUAAAACAUACUCCUUAGUAGAUUUCCCAUCCUUAUGGAACAGCUGAAGCCAAUUUUAUUGUUAGUUCUGUCUGGUGUACUGUAGAUGUCGUCAGUGGCGGUUCUAGGACCUUGUCAAGGGGGGGGCUACCCCAGCACCCCUCAAUAAAGCAGGGGGGUCCGGGAAAAUUUGGAAUUUUCAAAGCCGUUUGGUGACUUUCUAAAGCCAUUUUUAACACCUAAAACCUUGCCUAAUUGUCCAUAAACUCGGCAUUUUACCUGUUGUUUGCCAUGAGCAAAUAGACAUUUUUUAAAUUAAACCAUUGCGAUUGCAUUCACGAAUUUCAAAACACUGUAGACUACGGCCAUAUCCUCCUAAAAACGUUGGGUGACUUUCUACAGCCAGUUUUAACGUCUAGAACUGUGUGCAAAACCUCCCAUUUCCCCAUUUUUAUUUGUCAUGAAUAAGUAGACAUUUUUAAAACUAACUAUGACGAUUGCAUUCAUAAAAUCUCAAAACAUAUUGUAGGCUACGGCAAUAUCGUCCUAAAAGCUGUUUACUGACUUUCUAAAGCCAUUAUUAAUCCAACUAUUAAUCCAAAUCCAAAAUUAUUUAAUCCAAUCAAAAUUAAAUUAUUUUUCCAAUUAUUUAAUCCAAUUAUUAAGCCAUUAUGUGUCCAACUGUCCAAAAACCUGCCAAUUCACCUGUUAUUUGUCUUUGUCAUGAGCAAGUAAAUAGACAUUUUAAAAAUCAAAUUAUGACGAACUUGCAUUCAUGAAUUUCAAAACAUAGGCCUACUGUAGACUACAAAGCCAUAUCUCCUAAAAAUAAGCCGUUUGGUCACUUUUAUAGGGCUAUUUCUAACGGCUAUAACUGUGCUCAAUAAUUAUCCUAAAACCUUCCAUUUCACCUAUUAUAUGCUGUUUAUAUGUCAUGCAAGCAAGUAGUUACGUUUUUUAAACUUAUGUUUUUCUACAGUCCAUUUCAUAGAUCUGUCACAAUAUGUACAGUAUCGAAUUCAGUACCGGUAAUAGCAUUGACUAUACAAAACUUUAACAUUAGUGUUUAUAUAGUAAAAGGUAAAAGGCUACUGGUGCUACCGCUGAUUGCUGAUUGAUGCCUGUGGCCUGUGUAAAGUUAGUGGCUAGCAGACAAUUUGACAACUAUGGAACAUCAGGAAAUCAGCUGUUUCCCCGUCCUUGCUCGCACGCUCGGCGCUCGCCAUCGCCAUACUUAUUGUUAGUUUACAGCUGACUGCUGUAAAAAUUGGAUGAUGCAUAUAACUAACUUUCCAUUGUGUAAUAUUGUUUUAUUUGCUGUGCUAUUGUCCACAAAGUUGAUCUAUGUGGAACUUAAUACUACUCCUGCCAUCGCUUAUUCAGUUUAAUAAUAUCUACAUUGGUGUCUGUUUUAUGACAUUGCGUGUUUUAAGGACGAAAUGUACGUCUAAAUUUAUUUUUCCAGGGUCCAAGGGGGGGGGGCUUUAGCCCCUGUAGCCCUCCCCUUGGAACCGCCACUGGAUGUUGUGUUUUGUUUACAAUUUGUUUCUAAUAUUUUAGGGUUAGUUUCUCAUGAUUUGCACCUCGCUGUUUGGUUAUAUAGCUAGUGGACAAGUCAUUGUUUACGAUUAGAUAGUUUUAUUUGGUUAAACGAGGUUUUAGAUUACUGAAAUAGCAAGAAACGAAUUGUAAACAAAACACAACUCCACAGUACACCGGACAGAACUAACAGUAAAAUUGGCUUCAGCUGUUCCAUAAGGGAAAUCUACUAAGGGAGUAUGUUUUAUCUAUGGUAGGAUAUGCCUAGUCUAUAUAGUUGGUGUAUAUCUACUUCAAUUUCCAAAAGUCAAUGGUAAAACCUAGUGUGCUAUAUUAUUAAAGUGAUAGUCAAAUUUGAUUUGAUUUGGCACAUCAAAAUAAAGCUUAGAAUGUGUAGAUUUGCCAAAAAUUAUUGCUAUGAAUGAACGAAUUCCCUAAGUAAGAGCUUUGCCCCACGGGCAACCAAACAAGCAGAUCUCCAAAGGGCUGCGCAGUUCAGUACAUGCUUUCAAAGUUAACAUUUUGUUUUUUAAAAUGAAACAUCUGGUUGAUAUUUACUAGAAAAGGCCUUAGAUAGUGCUUUCUUUACAUUGUCGGAAUUUGUGUCUUAGUUAGUAGUUGUGUAAUUAAGAAGGUUAUGUUUAUUUAAACAUUUAAAGAAAGGUUUUGUAGAAUUUUGGGUCUGACUUAGGGGAGCUCCGAUUGAGGCAUUAGUUCAAAAUUCCUCCGUGAACAGCGCUGUAGUAGAGAGCAUUUUGGCAAUGAAGGUUUACUAAUCGCAAAAAUAGUUCUGUUGAUAAAAUAAAAUUAUAAAUGCCUCAAAUUCAAUUUCAUAAUUUGUUUAUUAUAAAAUUACUAUCAUAACCUAACCGAACUAACCAAACUUGCUGAUAAUGAAAUAAUAUAAAAAAGUUUAUUAAUAAAAAAAAUAAUUCUGUUCAUUAAAUAAAACUAGAAAUUGCUCAAUUAAAAUUUUAUAAUGACUUAAUAAUAAAAUUAAACUGUCAUAACCGAACCAAACCAACCAAACUUGCUGAUGAUAAUGAAAAAAUCUUUGUCAAAAAGUUAGUGCCACCAGCGGGAUUCGAACCCGGGACUCUAAGCAUAUCAGCCCGGCACGCUAACCACUAGACCACCGAGGCUGAUGGUUGAAAAUCGUAUUGUUACGGUAAUGGUUUUCCCUCAGCUAAUGAGAAGCCUACAGCUGUCAUUGUAAGCUCAUCUACACCUCCCCUGAGUAAAUACCUAGAAUUUUGCUCAUAGUUUUCUUAGUAAUUUACAUAGUGAGCUACGGAAUGGCUACGGGUAAAUGGGCUUCACUAAAAUUGAAGAAUUAGGGUAAAACAUUGUUUUUACAAAAAAUCAUUAUCAAGUAGGAGUAAUUGAUUUUAUUAUUCACUAAGGUAGGCUAUGUAGAUAGUUUUUAUAUUUUCAAAUUAAAUCAAUAGAUUUGCCUUAUUUUUAAAUACACAUCAGCACCACUUAAAAACUGUAAAGGUUGCCUAGGAAAUUUAAAAACCUUAUCUAAAUUUAAAGAAAACAUUUUACCACACUAAGUAGUAAAUUAAGUUUUGUUUCCAUAAUGAAUAAUAGAUGACUCUUGUAUAAAAUACAGCAGAUCUAAAGAACACCAUUAUUCUCUUUCAUGUCAUCUUUCGGUUGCGAAGCACGGGUAUAGCACCUCGUAAGUAAUUUAUCUAGCUACCUAACAACUAACUCCUUUGCAGGUAGGUUCUUUGCACCUGAAAAUCCAUGAUUUUUCUACUUUACUUUUUACUUAUCCUUACCUUACCAUGGGUGAAUCCACCAAAAACUUAUUCCUUUCUUUGUGAUUGACAAAGUGGUCAGUGACCAUGAUAUAUUUCAAUUUUGUGUGUUUAAGUUAAAAAUGUUUCAUACUGAGAAGACAACCCACUGUCAGCCUGCUCUUCCUAUCAAAAACACAAAAUCAAAUCUAUACUAAGUUUUCUAUGACAGUAUGAAUCUGAAAGAAGCGGACUAUUUCAAAAGCUACUGUAUGUUUGUAUUAUAUGUGAUAGUUUCUUCAUUAGCGUUUAAUCAAGUAAAUGUUUUUAAUUAAUUAACUGAAAACAAAGCUAAACAAUUCAGUAUAAUAGAGACUGCGUUUCUAGAAGGAACAUUGCAAAUAAACACUUUGGGUAGAAUGUUUACAAAAUUAAAAGUUAAGGUGUGUAAUGAUAGUUUACGUCAAGCAAAGCUUGGCUGGUACCGUAUCAUGUCAUGUUACUACAUGUAAAACAGAUUGUCAAUAAAAGUUAUUUUUGUGAUUUUAUAUUAGUAAAUAUGAUUUAUUUAUUUGUUUAUAUCAAGUAUACAGUGAUCAUUGCCUUAAUCUUGGAAUAUUUUGAUGCAAAAAAUGUUUAGAAUAACAAUUUGAGAACUAAAGACGUUAAGGUCUUAUUGUAGAUUGUUGAUCUCACUUAUUUUGAUAACAGUUUAUAAUGGUUAGUUAUUUUUAAAUGUUAUGUUUGUAAAUUUGUAAA
Macrosteles quadrilineatus (aster leafhopper) is the source of this 7483-nucleotide messenger RNA. It is a transcript of the gene Epp, whose product is annotated as ecdysteroid-phosphate phosphatase. The record is from RefSeq and is a predicted model, not a curated record. NCBI's taxonomy places the organism in Eukaryota, Metazoa, Arthropoda, Insecta, Hemiptera, Cicadellidae. The coding region runs from base 347 to 2938 and encodes 863 amino acids. Gene Ontology annotation, molecular function: protein binding. The transcript has 16 exons.